AUUAACGGAAGUGACUUCCUUGAGAAAUUGGAGGAUUGAUCUGCUGAACAGGAACAGACAGAAAGUAAAACAGUUGCUGUUUACAAAACCAUCACCUGCAGACAGGUGAAGGUAGAAAGUGUGUGAGCUGACGUGGAUUCAGUGAAUUCAGAAGCAUGGAUCAGUGUGAGGACAGAGACGAGGGAGCCCCUCCCUCUAAAAUCACUCAAAGGAGUGGACUUGGACCAGGACCUGGACCAGAAACCAGCUGUGUGUCAUUUAGGAGGGACUGGUCAGAGGCUCAGAUGCUUGUAAACGUCAAGCAGCAGGGCUCAGAGGCUCCCAGGUCUCAGUCCGCCCAGCAGCAGCAUCAGACUCACCUGGACUCCAUGUUUCUGCUGCUGGAGGACAAGAUCGUCACUUUUGUGAAGAAGGAGCUGAAGAAGCUCCAGAAGCUUCUCAUUUCAAAUCAUUCCCAAUGCUUAGAGAGUCAAAUGGCAGAUGAAGAUGACUUGGAUGGCGAGGAAGAUGAGAUGAUGAGCAACAGAGACGCAUUUAUGAAGAUCACACUACAUUUYCUGAGGAAGAUGAAGCAGGAGGAGGAGGAGCGUCUGCAGAGCAUGGUUCCUGAAAGGGCUCAAGAGUUGCGGCUGAUUAAGGAAGAAGCUCCUGAAGAACAGAAGCCUUAUAUGGGCCAGCAGGACCAAGGACACAUCCACAUAAAAGAGGAACAGGAGGAACUUUGGACCAUGGUUCCUCAAAGGGCUCAAGAGUUGCGGCUGAUUAAGGAAGAAGCUCCUGAAGAACAGAAGCCUUAURUGGGCCAGCAGGACCAAGGACACAUCCACAUAAAAGAGGAASAGGAGGAACUUUGGACCAGUAUGGGAGCAGAGCA
Molecule: messenger RNA, 874 nt
Organism: Austrofundulus limnaeus
Lineage: Eukaryota; Metazoa; Chordata; Actinopteri; Cyprinodontiformes; Rivulidae
Source: RefSeq, a predicted model, not a curated record